GUAAUAUUAUACUAAAUUAUGCACGAAACUUCAAGGUAGAUGUGGAUGAAUUUGGUUUUAGUUAUCGUGCUGUGCACACUAGUUGUUUCUGUUAAGCUUCAGUCUUCUUCUAUAAAAGUUUCAGUUUAGCUUCUAGGUUCUACAUAAAAAGAGUAGAAUGUCUGAUUAUCUCCCAAAGGAAUGUCUGACAGAGAUACUGGUCAGAGUACCAGUGAAGUCACUGUUGAGAUUUAGGUGCGUUUCGAAAACAUGGGAUUCUCUCAUUUCUAGCCCUGCAUUCAUCACCACCCACCUCAAUCAUGCUCAUCAUAAAGCUAGCCAUGGUGAAAGAAGCAACCACCAGUUUAUUCUGUUUCGACACUACUCUUGCUGUGAUUCUAUUAGUGAAGACGACCAUGGUUAUCGAACUUAUAUCACUAGCAAAGAGGAAGAGUGCUUUGCUUUGCACAAGGAUGAUGAAUCCUUCCCCCACAAUCCCACCUUGAAACUCAACCCCCCACAUAACAGCUCUGGGAAGUACUUCCCGAUUGUGGGCUCGAUGAAUGGGAUAGUCUGCAUGAUCGACUGGAAUGAGUGUGUUUUUUGGAAUCCUUCUUUGAACAAAACAAUGAAGACCUCCUUUGAAACAGGAUUUCCAUCAUUCUUACCUGUUAAGCAUUUUCUUGGUCUCGGCUGUGACCCCAUUACCAAUGACCUCAAGCUGGUAAGACUUUUCUAUUAUAAGGAACAUGUCGUUCCACCUCUUGUUGAGAUUUUCACCCUCAGUACUAACUCAUGGCGAGAAGUUUCCGUCCCCGGUCCUAUGUAUAUUGUGGUGCAAAGUAAAUCUUCACCACAGGCCUUUGUGUCAGGUGCAUUCCACUGGGUUGCUUGUACUCCACCAGAACAGGGUUCUAUAUGCAAUGUGAUCGUGGCAUUCGAUAUGGCUAAUGAGGUUUUUUAUGAAAUUGCACUUCCCAGCUGUUUAGCUUCAAAGCGUCACUUGAAUAUGACAGUGGUUUUGUUGAACGGUUCACUUUCUCUGGUCCCAGAUAAUGAGGUCUAUGGAGACUCAUAUUACUCGAGCUCUGUGUGGAUCAUGAAAGAGUAUGGCGUGGCAGAAUCUUGGACUAAGCUAUUUGAUAUCGAUAUUGGUGAACAAGAAGUGAGAAGGGUGAUCACUUUCAGAAACAAUGGGGAACUUCUAUUGAUUAGCAAUCUGGGUGAACUGUUAUCAUAUGAACCCUAUACUCAAGAGACUACAGAUCUUCACUUCGGCAGGUAUAUAAGCUAUUCUGAUGCACCAACUUAUAAGACCGGCUCAUAUUUUGUAGAUACUCACAUGGAGAGCCUUGUUUUGUUGAAUGAAUGAAUGCACAUAAUGAAGACUAUUGGCUGGAAAAUUCCGAUGAUGAUGCUAGCUAGUUUUGCUUCAUCAUUAUAGCACUGAUCGCCAAACAUUGUCUGCCUUAAUUUUCUGUGCGCGCGCGCUUUAUCAAUAAUAAAAUUGCUUUAUCAAGAACAAAAGGCUUCUGCUGUUCAUUUCGGGUUAGCCCAACCACACUGCUGUUAUUGCUGUAACAGGAUUACAGAUUUAGUACAUUAUUAUCAGUGUAUCACAAGUUCACAACAAAAUAAGGAAUUGAUGUAAGUUUUUGCGUGAUGACUACAGAAACAGGUUUUAGUGACACUGAUUGCAGAAAGUUAAGCUUUAGUUGGCUACUAUUUAAUUACUUUAUGUGAUCAGUGUCACUAAAAUCUGGUAAUCAUUAUAUGGAUCCGUUGCGUUGAACUGUCA
Messenger RNA from Rosa rugosa (rugosa rose), 1777 nucleotides. RefSeq names its product F-box/kelch-repeat protein At3g23880-like. NCBI's taxonomy places the organism in Eukaryota, Viridiplantae, Streptophyta, Magnoliopsida, Rosales, Rosaceae. The coding region runs from base 158 to 1351 and encodes 397 amino acids. The transcript has a single exon. Gene Ontology annotation, molecular function: protein binding. The record is from RefSeq and is a predicted model, not a curated record.